This is a messenger RNA of Ruditapes philippinarum (Manila clam), 3339 nucleotides long. RefSeq lists its product as uncharacterized. The transcript has 4 exons. NCBI's taxonomy places the organism in Eukaryota, Metazoa, Mollusca, Bivalvia, Venerida, Veneridae. Gene Ontology annotation, molecular function: protein binding. Bases 929 to 1843 code for a protein of 304 amino acids. The record is from RefSeq and is a predicted model, not a curated record.
AUGGGUAAUACUGCCUAAAACGUUAAAAGGUUUUAUACGUUUCGCCUAUCAUUAAUACCUUUUUUCUAAAAAAAAAAUAAAUAAAUAAACACAUGUAAGUUAAUAUGAUGGAAUUUACCACGGGUAACAUUAAAUUUUUUGCCAAGGGAGAAGUUUGUUGUUUGUAAUGGGACAUACAUUUUUUAAACUUUUUUUUCUCUUCAUCAUUAUUGCUUUUACGCUGUGUUUUAUGUGUUAAAUUAAGCUGAGGUGUAGUGAAUUGAACAUUUUGAGUUUGAAGAAAGUGCUCCUUGUGAUUUGUUCAUUUGGUAAUGCCAUUAGCAGAAUUGAUAAUUUUUCACAUGAACUUGAAGAGUAGUUAUUGGGAAUUUAUUGCUGUACAAGGAAAUGUUGUGUUUAAUGCGGGUUUAUUGUAGUAUGAAUUUGAAUUGCCUUAUAUUUAGCAAUUUAUCCAUUUGAUUAUGUGACACAUUUCAAAUUUUACAUUUACAUAAACUAAAAUUUAUUACUACGUUUGAGGUCUUCUUUUGUUUGAGCAUGGAUUUAAGUUCAAGAAAAUUAAACUUUAGAUAGAUGUACCAUGAAGUUUUGAGAACAGUAAAACGAUUCAAGUGAUAAUUUACAUGUUUUGUUAAAUUAAUGACUUAUUCCAAAGUAUUUAUCAAUAUAUUAAGGUUUUUUUGUGCAUAUUUUGACCUUUUUUUGGUAGUUUUCGUUGAAUUUAAAUGCCGUUUACAAUGCGUAAAUUACUUGAGGCAUGCCGCUUUAAAUACAUGUAACUAUCCUAUUUCACCUUUCGUACAGCUAUACAUAAUUAUGUGUAUUAUGUAAAAUGAGAUGGCAAUACUACAUGAACAGCUAGUGGUUUAAAUCGAUGAUUGUGUAGGGAUAUGGUGUGUAAAUAGAGAAUUUUUUAUCUAAAAAAACAAUGAUAUUUUCUAUGAUAGUGAUGUUUAGAAAAAAUAAACUACUUUUAUUUGGAACGUUGUUGAUCGUUUUAGAUAGAUCGUUAGGCGUAACUCGGAUGGAAGACUUUUGUAACCAGGAGCUAAGACUUCCCUUGCAGUGGAUAUAUCAAACAAAGCUUCAACUCACUGAUGAUGACCUGUUUGAGAAACCAGAUUCAGAUUACCCAUACAAUAGGCUUGGUUAUUGCGAAACAAUCAUUGAAACGUGGUAUUAUUCAUUCACUAGAUUAAUGUUCUAUUUUGAAGAUCUUGACCUUGACUGUGAUAAAGGUCAUCUUGAAUUUUACGUUGGUGAGAAUUCGGACGAUCGGAUUAAAGGAUCGUGUCCAAGUUACGGUUACGUAUGUGACAAUUCACUAUGCAUAGAGGAAAACAUCAGGUGUAAUGGUUUCGAUUCGUGUGGAGAUGGUUCCGGUUGUGACCUUACGGGUGCUGCAUUGAUUGGUGUAGUCAUAGGAGGCAUUGUUGGUGUUUUGUUGAUCAUCAGCAUUAUUGUGUCUUUUGUAUGUUGUUUCAUACACAGGAAAGAUACUGCCGGCACAUUGCAGAACACUGCUGCGACUACACAAGCAGUAACAUAUGAAUCCCAAGCGGCAAGUUGUCAGCCUAUGAUAGAGAUGAACCAGGGAUCAACUUUUCCCACAAACACAACAACUUAUCCAGUUGAUUCACAAGCUGAUGUAGCAAACCGAGACAUAGACCAACAAGUCAAUUAUCGCGCCUCAAUGAUUGACUUCAAGGAGGGGACAAAUUUUCAAUACCACCAAACAUCUUAUGAUUCACAUCCAGAAACGAGUGGAGACAUUGAUCUGUCUGCCCCUCCUCCCUCUUAUGACGAAAUUAUCGCAAAUUCAAGGAAACUGAUUGUAAGAUGAUAUGUUGAAUUUUUGAGAAUAUGGAAAAUGAUACACAAUCAUUUUAUUUAAUUGACUGGGGAUCAUAAUGCAAUGAUGUUGGGAAAAGUAAGACCGGGUUGCAGAAUCUUAUCAUAUUUUACAUGAUUUGUUUUGCAUGAAGAUAAUACACAAGGUAGAAUAUUGUUUAGAAAAUGUAAAGACUGUACUGUGGAUGAAUUUGGAAAAUUGUUGUCGGAGUUUUGUAAAGCUACUCUGGUGUUAGAAUAUUAAAUGACAGAGGUUGUGAAGAUAAUGAUAAAAGUAAACAUACAUGUGUAAAUACACGAGGCACCAGUGAAGUAGAAUAAGUUUAAUGUUGAACUGGUUUUGUAAAGUACGAGUACAAUUUGAAGUAGGUGACCCAAAUAUUUUGUCUGAUCAUUGCUGUGUGCCAUAAAUUUAAAAUGUAGCAAAAUAUCCGGUGAAAAGGAACACAUUUUGUUUCGAAAGUUAUGGUUUUAAUACACCUUCACUUAUAAAUAGGAAAAAAGGUAAAGCAAUGAUGAAUACAUAGUUAUUUUCUCUAUGUUUAAUGAUAUAUAGAAAAAUAAUUCAUACUAAAUUGAUUAGAAGAUAUUGAUUUGGGUAUUUAUACAGAUGAUAAAGUGACUUUGUCUGAAAGAAAGGUGGAUUAUAAAAAUAAUAAACAUUAUUAGAAACACUGUUAUAGGUACGUGUUAAAUGUGCAAAGACAAACAAGGGAGUUGACUUAGGACAUUUCUCUAAAAUUGUUAAAAUUUUUACAUAUCAGGGAGUUGUUGUUUUACUGUAGGUGUUCUUUUAAUAUGACUUUUGAAAUACCGUGUGGACAAGCAUUAUUUUAUAUAUAUAUUUAUACAAAAUUGAUAUAAAGAAUUAAGAAACUCAUCAAAAGCACGAAAUAUUGUGUAUUAUUUUGUGAUUUUGAUUGGAAGUAAUCUAUGUCAAUGGUUAAUAUUGAAAGGUUUAGGAAAUCGUUAUUACACUUCAGACCGACUUCACAUAGAUCAAAGGUAGAAACAUAUAGAUGACAAAAACUCUAAGUAAAUCUUUUAAAUGAAAGAACAUGAUAUAUCUGCUGAAUUUCAUGUAUUUUUGGAAUGUCUCAAUGACUUAAGGAAUCAACUUAUAAGUUAAAGUUUUGAACAGGGAAAUAACCAAGUUUGCACUAAUUGAUUGAAUUGUUAAAAUCACAAAACGACAAUGUUGUAAGACAUUUUAUCUAUGUAAAUUUGUUAAAUGUUGAAUAAAGAACAAAGGUUGAUUAUUAACAAUGUACAUGUAUAUAAUUGAUACCGUAUGUAAAAUGUGUGCCAUUGUUACCAUUUGCUGUACACUUGCUUUUUAUUCUCUCUAACUAACAUUUGAUGUACAUUUUAUGAUAGAAAAUGACAUAUGCACAAUGACCUUGACAUUAGUUUCUGUAAAUAUGUCUAUUACUAUGUACUCAUGGGUAUAUUACCCACAUAUUUUUUAAAUAAAUAAAUAAAUAAAUA